This is a messenger RNA of Brugia malayi, 183 nucleotides long. NCBI's taxonomy places the organism in Eukaryota, Metazoa, Nematoda, Chromadorea, Rhabditida, Onchocercidae. The record is from the annotation of a RefSeq genome assembly.
AACUUGGUGGGAAAUAGCAACGGUAGAUUAUUAUCAAAAGCAAUGCUUGAAAAGAAUCAAAAGUGGAGAUAUGAAGAAUUAUUUGCCUUCUUAAAGAGUUCAAAAGCCUAUAUAAAAGGUGCGCAUAUGACAUUUGCAGAUAUUUUCAAUCCGCAGGAAAUUGCAGAUCUAAUCAGUUACUUG